Pieris macdunnoughi is the source of this 1137-nucleotide messenger RNA. The record is from the annotation of a GenBank genome assembly. NCBI's taxonomy places the organism in Eukaryota, Metazoa, Arthropoda, Insecta, Lepidoptera, Pieridae.
AUGAGGUUGUUGGUGAUAUUUGCGUGCGUGAUCGCAGCUCUUGCGCAAGAGUUACCUUUGGCGGAAGAGUGUGACGCCGAGAAAUGUAAGCUACCAGACUGUAGGUGCUCUGGCACCGAUAUUCCUGGAGGUUUCGAGCCACAUAGGAUCCCUCAGUUCGUACUGCUCACAUUCGACGAUGCAGUGACCGUUGGUAAUAUAGAUACUUACCGUUCGCUUCUUGUGGGACGUACAAACUUUAACAAGUGCCAGAUUGGUGCCACUUUCUUCGUUAGCCACGAGUAUACUGACUACCGUUUAUUAAAUGAGCUGUACUCAAAUGGAUUUGAAAUUGCAAUGCACUCGAUAUCUCAUCACAGUCAGGAUUACUUCAGAAAUGCUGAUAAAGAACUUCUCAGAAAAGAAUUUGCAGACCAGAAGACUAUUAUUACUAACUUCGGUGCUAUUCCCGCAGCUUCAGUACAAGGUAUUCGCAUGCCAUUUUUACAAAUGGCGGGCAAUGCAUCCUUUGAAGUUAUGAAAGAGGCCGGUCUUAGAUACGACAUUUCCAUGCCUACCACCCAGUUUGACUACCCUGGUAUGUGGCCGUACACGUUAGACUAUGCCUCGACCCAGGAUUGCAUCAGCGGUCCGUGCCCAACUGCCUCCUUCCCUGGACUCUGGGCAAUUCCUAUGGUAGCAUGGACAGAUCUAGACCAAUUCAAAUGUGCGAUGGUUGACGCCUGUUUCUCUGCACCAGCAGACGAUGAUACCGAAGGUUGGUUUCGCUUCAUCGUACAGAACUUCGAAAGACAUUACCUUGGAAAUCGCGCCCCAUUCGGCUUCUACAUCCACGAGGGCCCAGUGAGGACCAGGCCUGGUCUCCGUGCGGCAUUAGUUAGAUUCCUGGACAUGCUUAGCACAAUAAACGAUGUCGCAUUGGUAACAGCAUCCGAGCUCCUUGACUGGGUGCAGAACCCUGUAUCACUAGCGGAUUACCUUCAGAAACCCUGCAGAGAGGUGACACUUGGACGAAGAUGCAGAUCUGUUACCUGCGUUGGUCUUACAUCUAACCAUACAACGGAACUCCUCAACAUGAACAACUGUCUACGCUGCCCGCGUGUCUACCCUUGGCUUGGUAAUCCACUCGGUGAAUAA